Molecule: messenger RNA, 3883 nt
Organism: Suricata suricatta (meerkat)
Lineage: Eukaryota; Metazoa; Chordata; Mammalia; Carnivora; Herpestidae
Gene: ZNF623
Product: zinc finger protein 623
Exons: 2
Coding region: 161-1687 (508 amino acids)
Biological process (GO): regulation of transcription by RNA polymerase II
Molecular function (GO): RNA polymerase II cis-regulatory region sequence-specific DNA binding; DNA-binding transcription factor activity, RNA polymerase II-specific
Source: RefSeq, a predicted model, not a curated record
GGGGCCUCGGCCAACUUCCGGCCGCGGCGUGCGGGCGGCGCUGCGGGCUUUGUCGGCCGGCCCUGUUUUCACCGCUGGUCGCCUGAUUCUGACUUAGGAACUCGUGACAAGAAGGUGAUCUGGAGCCUGAAUUUCUGAGGAUGGAAAGCUGCCUAAGACAAUGUCAGAAACCCCCACAGUGAUGGAGCUCCCUGCCACUGAGUCUGGGGCAUUCCCCAAACCCAAAUUAGGGGGGCUGUUGGGAAACCCAGAAGGGCAGAACUUGCGGGGCUGUCCCGCUCAGGAGGGAGGUUUCAGGCAGGUGACAGUUACUCACUGGAAGAUUCAAGCAGGAGAGGCAGGUCAGGUGGGCAGUAAAUCAGGAGAAAGCCCAAUUCUGAGCUCGAACCUCCUCCUCCUCCAGAGAGAGCUUGUGGAAGGAGAACCCCACCAGUGUGAGACUUGCAGGCAGACCUUCCCAUUUAGCUCGGACCUUGUAGGACAUCAGAUUGCUCCUACUGGGGAGAAACCUGGCAGGUGUGAGCAGUGUGGGAAGAGCUUCAGCCAGAGCUCCCGCCUUGCUGAGCAUCAGAGAGCUCACACUGGAGAAAGACUCUACGUGUGCAGCAUGUGUGGGGAAGACUUCAGUCACUACACAGAACUUGCUGAGCACCAGAGGGCACAUGCGGGAGGAAAGCCGUUCCGAUGCAUGCAGUGUGGGAGAGCGUUCCGUCACAGCUCAGACCUGGUUCGGCACCAGCGGGUUCACACCCGGGAGAGGCCUUUUGAAUGCAAAGAGUGUGGGAAAGGCUUCAGUCAGAGCUCCUUGCUUAUUCGCCAUCAGAGAAUUCACACAGGAGAAAGACCCUAUGAAUGUAACGAAUGUGGAAAGUCCUUUAUUAGGAGCUCAAGCCUUAUUCGACAUUAUCAGAUCCACACAGAAGUGAAACAGUAUGAAUGUAAGGAAUGUGGGAAGGCCUUCCGUCAUCGCUCAGACCUCAUUGAACAUCAGAGAAUUCACACUGGAGAGAGGCCCUUUGAAUGUAAUGAGUGUGGGAAGGCUUUCAUUCGGAGCUCGAAGCUGAUUCAGCAUCAGAGGAUCCAUACUGGGGAAAGGCCUUACGUGUGCAAUGAGUGUGGGAAGCGUUUCAGCCAGACGUCAAACUUUACUCAGCACCAGAGAAUUCACACCGGAGAGAAGCUCUAUGAAUGUAGUGAAUGUGGGAAAGCUUUCUUUCUGAGUUCAUACCUUAUUCGACACCAGAAAAUCCACACUGGAGAGAGAGUGUAUGAAUGCAAGGAAUGUGGGAAAGCCUUUCUCCAGAAAGCCCAUCUCACUGAGCAUCAGAAAAUCCACACCGGGGACAGGCCCUUUGAAUGUAAGGACUGUGGGAAGGCGUUUAUUCAGAGCUCCAAGCUGCUUCUGCAUCAGAUUGUUCAUACUGGAGAGAAGCCUUAUGUAUGUAGUUAUUGUGGGAAAGGCUUCAUUCAAAGGUCAAACUUCCUUCAACACCAGAAAAUUCAUACUGAAGAGAAACUGUAUGAAUGUAGUCAGUAUGGGAAAGAUUUCAGCUCGACCCCAAACUUUAAAAAUAAUCAAGGUGUUCACCAGGAGGGACUUCCCUUGAAUAAAACCAGCAUACAUUUGGGCGAGAAGUCUGCAGGUCCCGGGGGGCACACAACUGACUUACAGUCUGUCUCCAGCUAAGUGAGCGACGUUUGGAAGGGAGUGGCACGAGUCCACAUGAUUCCAUUCAUGUGACGGAUGUACCGGCAUUUUCCAAAGUCCUAGGCUGGGCUGCUUUCAGAGGGGCUGUCCCCUACCGCCGUGCAGUGGGGCUGGGCUGCUGUCCUCAACUAGUAACGUGUGACCUCAGGAGCCACAAGACUGCACAAGUGACUCUGGGCUGGAACAGUGCUGAGGGGGGAGCUAGGUCUCAAAGAAGGUUCUGUAUUUUAUUGCACAGUUACAGUUCUCUCCCACGUUAAAUCCUUUUUAAAGCAGAACUACGAAUCUCAACCUGAUACUUAAGAGAAUAUUAAUAGUAAAUUUUGAUAUAUUAAAAGAGCAAGUUGGAGAAAGAUCUUUCUUAUUUAAAAUCACAAAUUGGUUCCCUAUUGUCCUUAGGACGCUUCCCAAACUCAGUCCUGCUUUCUAAGGCCUUUUUGCUUCCUCGAGGUUCAUCCACGGCUUAACCACUGGUUGUGGCAACGUUAGCGGGUCGACGCUCUCACUCCCCCAAGCUGCUCCUGCCUCACCUCUGCCCUUGCUUGAAUGCGCUCUGCACACCUGACUGACUCAGGUGUUGGGUCAGGCUCAGCCAGCUCUCCCCCCACCCCCCGCCCCUGCUUGUGUUGCUAGUGAGCACUUCUGUUACGGCUCUUACUUUGGUAUAUGAAAGGGUUUUUGGUUUUUUUUUUUAAUCUGCUCUCUCAUUAUUAUACUAUUGGCUCCUUAUGGACAUGAUCAUAGCUGGUUGACUUGUGUGUCCCUGUAUUUAGUGCAAUAAGGAGCACACCCCAGUCUACGUGUAAUUGGCAUCUCUCUUGCUCUGUCCCUCUUCUACUGCUAUACUUAAAUUUUUUGGAUCCUGUUCGUAACAGCAUAACUUAUUGGUCUACUGGAAAUGUCUUCUCUGUGAGCACUGUCCACAUCUUGUACUUGUACCUGACUCGGGUGGUGAGUGGUAGCUAGUGUAAGACUAGCACGCCUCAGGUUUAUCGCCUUUAGAGCUCACCCACGACUUGUCCACUUGCGUUUGGGGGGCCCUGUGUCCACUUGGUUGCCUGUGUAUCUCUCUAACCCACUCGAGGGGCGCACGUUCCCAGCGCGUUGCACAAGGUUUUCUCUCUCAGCGGUUCCAUGAUUGGCCUCAUCGCUUCUGGUCUGUCCACUUGCUUUCUGGCUCACUUUGUCAUUGAUUUGCAAAUUGUAGUGGUCUAGAAGGACCAGUGCUGAACCCUAGGAAACCAGGGGAAGCUGUUCCAUCUGCCGGGGAAGACGGACUGCACACAGUGUUAGUGUUAAAGUACAGGUCCCCAGUUGUGUAGGACAUAGGUAAGGUGGGGACUCGCUGCGCAUGAAGGGGCUGGAAGAGCUUCAUGAAAGAGGAGAUGCCGGACUGGAAGAGCCAUGGCAGCUUGAGAACGAGAGCGACCUGGGAGAUGACCCUGCAGCACAGGGAGGUGGUGGACUCCCCUUCUGGUAGCUUGCAUUGACAGUAGCCACGAGCAGAGAAUUCACAGUCGUUGCCUCUGAAUUUCUUCUCUGACACAAGCCAAAACAACCAGUUUGGAAAUGGCGUAAAUCAUCCUAUUUGCCCAUUAGGGCAGAUUUUGAGUUCUUAAAUUCCAGCAACCUUAGAAGCCUCCGGGGGUAAGUGAUAAAGAGAGGCAUACAGCACUGCAUCUUCUGGAAAACUCAUCAUUAGAGAAGUUUCAUGUGGUUCGGACCCGAUAGUACCGGACCACCUGAGUGGCCUUUGGUGACAUCCAGGUUCCACACGCCUAUUUAAAGUGUACAGAGUUUUGAGAAACCAUAUACCUGUGUAACCACCAUUAGAAUAAGGAAGAAUAACAUUUUUAUCACACAGCGUUGCUCCCUUUUGCCCUUUCCCCGUUCCUACCCUGGUCCCGAGUAACCACUUUCCAUCGGCGUAGUUUUGCUUGUAGGGCUUCACAUUAAAUGGACCUACACAGUACGUAAUCCUGCGUGGCUUGACUGACUUUGCUUUGGCGGGUCUGACAGACUCGGCCCGGUACCUCUGUGUCUCGGCGUCUCUGCUGAGCAGUGUUCCGUCGUCUGGACAAGCCGUUUGUUAUUCAUCCACCUGUUGAUAGAAAUUCGGGUUUCCAGAUUUGGGUCUUAACAAAUAAAACUGCUAUGAGCAUUUGUGUAAAAGUA